CGGCGGGCGGGGCGGCCCGGGAGCCACACCCUGAAACUACCUGUGCGCGACAGGAAGGGCCCGGCAGAGCCUCUGCGGCCGGAGCGCUGGGCCUGAGACCGGAACCAGGCCCACCCCGCGCCCCGGCCCCGCGGCGAUGGCCUGAGCCGCACGGCGUCCGGGACCAUGAAGAGCGAGCGGGCGCGCAGGGGCACAGGCGGCUCCGGGGGCCUCGGCGCGGGACUCAAGUACACCUCGCGGCCGGAGAACAUGAAUGGCUUUGAGGAGGGCGUGGAGUUCCUGCCGGCCAACAACACCAGGAAGGUGGAGAAGGGCGGCCCGCGGCGGUGGGUGGUGCCGGUAGCCGUGCUGGCCGGCCUUCUGGUGCUGUCCCUCAUGGCGGGGCUCCUGGCGUGGCACUUCCAGCACCGGAACGUGCGGGUCCAGAAGGUCUUCAAUGGCUACCUGAGGAUCACGAACGAGAACUUUCUGGAUGCCUAUGAGAACUCCAGCUCCACUGAGUUUGCAAACCUGGCCAAGAAGGUGAAGGAGGCGCUGAAGCUCUUAUACAGCGGGAUCCCUGUCCUGGGCCCCUACUACAGGAAGUCAGCUGUGACCGCCUUCAGCGAGGGCAGCGUCAUCGCCUACUACUGGUCGGAGUUCAGCGUCCCCAAGCACCUGGUGGGGGAGGCCGAGCAGGCCCUGGCGCAGGAGCACGUGGUCACGCUUCCACCCCGGGCCCGCGCUGUCAGCUCCUUCGUGCUGACCUCGGUGGUGGCCUUCCCCACUGACCCCAGAACAGUACAGAGCACCCAGGACAACAGCUGCAGCUUUGCCCUGCACACCCGUGGCAGCGAGCCGACCCGCUUCACCACGCCCGGCUUCCCCAACAGCCCCUACCCGUCUCACGCCCGCUGCCAGUGGACCCUGCGGGGGGACGCUGACUCCACACUGAGCCUCACCUUCCGCAGCUUCGACGUCGCGACCUGUGACAAACGUGACAGUGACCUGGUCACUGUGUAUGACAGCCUGAGCCCCGUGGAACCCCGGGCCGUGGUGCAGCUGUGUGGCAGAUACCCUCCCUCCUACAACCUGACCUUCCUCUCCUCCCAGAACGUCCUGCUCGUCACGCUGGUGACCAACACCGAGCGCCGACACCCCGGCUUCGAGGCCAUGGUCUUCCAGCUGCCUCGGAUGAGCAGCUGUGGAGGCUACUUGCAUGCAGCCCAGGGGACAUUUAGCAGCCCCUACUAUCCAGGCCACUACCCGCCCAACAUCAACUGCACCUGGAACAUCGAGGUGCCCGACAACCAGCACGUGAAGGUGCACUUCAAAGCCUUCUUCUUGCUGGAGCCCAACGUCCCCCUGGGCUCCUGCUCCAAGGACUACGUGGAGAUCAACGGGGAGAGGUACUGUGGCGAGAGGCCCCAGUUUGUCGUGAGCAGCAGGAGUGGCAAGAUGACUGUCCACUUCCACUCGGACCAGUCGUACACGGACACCGGGUUCCUGGCCGAGUACCUGUCCUACGACGCCAGUGACCCGUGCCCGGGCAGGUUCAUGUGUAACACGGGGCGGUGUAUCCAGAAGGAGCUGCGCUGUGACGGCUGGGCUGACUGCACCGACCACAGCGACGAGCUGCACUGCCAGUGCAACGCCACCUACCAGUUCACGUGCGCGGACAAGCUCUGCAAGCCCCUCUUCUGGGUCUGUGACUCCGUGAAGGACUGCGAGGACGGCAGUGACGAGCAGGGCUGCAGCUGCCCGCCCGGGACCUUCAGGUGUAGCAACGGGAAGUGCCUCCCGCAGAGCCAGCGGUGUGACGGGAAGGACAACUGCGGGGACGGGUCCGACGAGGCCGCGUGCGACCACGUGAGCACUGUCACCUGCACCAGACACACCUACCGCUGCCUCGACGGGCUCUGUGUGAGCAAGGGCAACCCCGAGUGUGACGGGAAGAAGGACUGUAUCGAUGGCUCGGAUGAGAAGGACUGUGACUGUGGGCUGCGGUCGUUCACCAGGCAGUCUCGGGUUGUCGGGGGUGAGAACGCGGACGAAGGUGAGUGGCCCUGGCAGGUGAGCCUCCACGCCCUGGGCCAGGGCCACGUGUGUGGGGCUUCCCUCAUCUCCCCCAGCUGGAUGGUGUCCGCCGCCCACUGCUUCAUCGACCACAGAGGAUUCAGCCUGGAGGCCAGGGGCCCUGUAGAGCGCCCCCAUCUGGAUGCAUCUGAGGUUGUUCUCGUGAUUAGACUGGGGUCAUGAGUGUUCGUUUGGAAGAAAGUCACGUUGUAUCAGCAGGUAAAUGAUGUCAACGUGGCUUAUCUCUGGUGACGCUCAUCUCAGUCAUCUGGUUAAGACGGUGAUGCCAGCUCUCUCCCCUCGGAAGUGUUUCCCCCUUCUGUACUCUAUUCUUUGAAAAUGAGUCAGUGUGGAAUUGCUUUGUAAGGAAGCUUUGUCCCUUCUCUCCCAUGUAUUUAUUUAAUCAUCUAUUUAUGUUUGUAGGGACUCGUGCAUAUAUUUAUAUUUCGGGUUGUGAUCCAAUACCGUGUUGUUUACUGUCGCUAGAUUGUUCCAGAGCUGACCACUGAGGGCUCUCCAGGCUGGCGCCCGGCUCCCUAGGACAUGCCCCCGUUCUUUUGUUUUUCUGAGCCACCUCCUUGCUUUCGGACGCCACCUGGUGCUCUAGGCUCAUCCUGUAUCUUCCUGGUCCGGCCCCAGAGCUAGGCAUUCCCUGAGAAGAAACCAAGAUCUGGGUGCUCUGCACCCACGCGGUCGCCACAGUCCCCGUUCCUAGCCCCGUCUCCAGGGUGAGCUGGGAUGUGCGUGCGCUUCCUGAAGCACCUGCCCCUGGGCCCUGCCCUGCUUCUUCCUCUUUCCCUUGCUUCAUCUUUUCAUUUCUCAUUUCCUUUUCCUUCAUCUUCCCCUGCUCAGCAGUCUUACUUCUGCCCAUUAAUGCCCUCAACAGCCAUUGUUACCAUUGGCACCGGGAGAGGAAGCUGAAUUAGACUUGGUCCCUGCACUUCCAGACGUCCCAGGGUAGGGGGACAAGUUGCGAUACACACGUGCACGUAGUAAGGGCUGUGCCAGAGCUGGGGGGAGGCUGCCGAGGGCCCAGUGUGUGGGUUAGAGCGCCCCUGAGGGCUGGGGAGGGUGGCUGCUGGGAAUGCCUUUAUGGGCAGGGUGUCUGGUCUGCUGUUGAAACGUGAGGGUGUUUGUCACUAGACCAGGUGACUCAGACCUUCCAGGCAAAGGGAGGGUUGUGAACAGGGACAGGCAGGGGUGAAGUGUGCCAGGACCUGGAGUGCAGGUACUUUGGACACAUUUCUGAGUCAGCAAGCGAUCCCAGGGUGUUACCGAGAGGUGGCAUCUCGUGGUCAAGAGCAUGGGCUGCUGGGUUCAGACGGUGGCCCAAGACCACCCUGACUGGCUGUUUGGGGGAUAAGAUGACGUAACACGUCGGCCCCCAGAGAGUGCUUGGCGUGGUCGGCUGUGUCGACCUUUGCCGUUUGCCUUAGGUCUUGACGGAAUGGCCGGGGUUUAUCUGCAAGUGUUUCUUUGCUGCCGUCUAACCCAUCGCUGCUGUGUUGCCUCUUAACGCUUGAGCCUUCACCAUUCUUUCUGUGUUUGCUGUGCAGCUGAUGUGCUUGUGACGACGCAGCACAGGGAUGUCACCCGUCGGCUCGACACGACCAGCUUUGGGGCUUUUUUUCUCCAAGAGGUCCUUAAUGACCCUGUGGAGUUUCCACACUUUGUCCUUUCUUUUCCUGUUUCUUUUUCUCUUGUUUGUCUUCUGGAAGUUCCAGGCCCUCUCUGGUGACUGACACUGAAGUCUUCUCCUCAGAUUCUUUCUGCUGUUGGACACGGUACUCAUUGGCGGGCUCUAGCACACGGAUCACUCCUAAGCUGUGCUUCCCUAGACGUUCACGUUCCCCUUUCUGAGCCAGUUCCAAGUUAGGCGCAGCCAUCAUGGCACGUCUUCCCCAAGGACGGCAGGCGGCGUCUCCCAAGAACAGGGGAACCCUCCCAUGUCACCGCCAUACGGUUAUCACAUCCGGAAACGAUCGCACUGAUGUAGCACUGUUAGCUGGCACAUGGUCCGCAUUUCAGAUUCCUCCAGUUCUCCCAGUAUUUACAGGUUUUUGAAAAAUGUAGGAUCCAGUCAAGGGAUAUGCUUUGUUGUAGUCAUUAGUUUUGACUAGUCUCUCUUUAAAAUAUAGAAGUCUCUCCCGGCCUUUUAAUUUUUGUUCUUUUAUGGCAGUACGUUUUUGAAAAGUCAAGGAUGUUAUUUUGCAGAAUAUCUCUCGAUCUGGAUGUUCCUGCUUGUUGCUUCAUGAUUAGAGUUAGGUUAAAUUUUUUUCUUCUGGUCAGAAAGCACUGCAUAGGUGAUGUGUCCUCAGGAAGUACAUAAUACCCCAUCAGUGGGGAUGAUUUGGAGAAAAGUCUGAUUACUUGGUUAGGGUGGUGUCUACCAGUACUUAUAAAGGUACUUCCCCCGUUGGUUAUGAAUCUUGGGUGAUGCUUUGAAUCAGUGUGUAUAUCUUCUUUUUUUUAAAAAUAUUUAUUUAUGUAUUUAUUUGGCUGCACCAGG
Balaenoptera musculus (blue whale) is the source of this 4564-nucleotide messenger RNA. It is a transcript of the gene ST14, whose product is annotated as ST14 transmembrane serine protease matriptase. The record is from RefSeq and is a predicted model, not a curated record. Lineage: Eukaryota; Metazoa; Chordata; Mammalia; Artiodactyla; Balaenopteridae. Gene Ontology annotation, biological process: proteolysis. The coding region runs from base 166 to 2238 and encodes 690 amino acids. Gene Ontology annotation, molecular function: serine-type endopeptidase activity; protein binding. Gene Ontology annotation, cellular component: membrane. The transcript has 17 exons.